This is a messenger RNA of Puccinia triticina, 1449 nucleotides long. RefSeq lists its product as uncharacterized. The coding region runs from base 1 to 1449 and encodes 482 amino acids. NCBI's taxonomy places the organism in Eukaryota, Fungi, Basidiomycota, Pucciniomycetes, Pucciniales, Pucciniaceae. The record is from RefSeq and is a predicted model, not a curated record. Gene Ontology annotation, cellular component: phagophore assembly site. The transcript has 8 exons. Gene Ontology annotation, biological process: cytoplasm to vacuole targeting by the Cvt pathway; autophagy. Gene Ontology annotation, molecular function: phosphatidylinositol binding.
AUGCUGGAUGAGGACGACACAUUCGCCUCGGUGAGCUGGGAGGACGACGCCAAGCCAAACGAACACCCGCAGACCAGCAACCACCUCUACCAGCAGGAACCCAUCCACUACCCCACCCACCAGGACCUUGCCUCAGAACAGCCCCACCAGACCACCGCCACCACCAGCAAUAACAGCCAGUCAAGCAGGAGACACUCCACCGGAAACCUCAUCCCAGAAGACCCCCAACCAAACGCACUCCUCACCCUCCAUGUCAAGCUGCCCGUGCGCGAACUCGAAGGAACAAAAGACAGCUUUGUCUCCUAUCUCGUCUCUGCCCAGACCGAUCUGCCUAUCUUUCAAUCCCCAAACCCCUCCUCAAGAAGACGGUUCCAAGACUUCGUCUUCCUUCAUGACCACCUCGUCAAGGACUUUCCUGCCUCCGUCGUUCCUCCGCUCCCCGAUAAAUCCAGAUUGAAAUACGUCACUGGUGAUCGAUUCAGCCCCGACUUUGUAGAGCGGCGUCGGAGCGGGUUGGAGAGAUUCAUGCAGAGAUUAGCGCGGCAUCCGACGCUAUCGCGGUCGAAGCUGCUGCGCUCGUUUAUCGAGUCCACCCAAUGGAACGUGGACAUGCACACCCAUCUGGCCCAUCCGCCCGUCCCGGAAGCCCCGGCAACGCUGCUCGAGAUGGCCUCCGACACCCUGCUCAACGCCUUCUCCAAGGUCCGCAAGCCCGACGAAAGGUUCCUCGAGAUCAGAGACGGGCUCGAACGCUUCGAGGAACGCCUGGUCGCUAUCGAACGCAUCGAAGGAAGGUCCAAGACUCGCAUCACUGACUUGGCUAGCGACUACGAAGACCUCGCCGCGUCUUUCCAAGGCUUAGGAUUCCUCGAAUCUGGGAUCACCGAUCCGCUCUCCCGCUUCGAAUCAGCCUUACUAGACUACAGCAUCGGCUUACGCGACUUAAACACGACGACGACGACGCCACUGUUGACGAAGCUAGUCUCGUUGAUCAACUAUUCGGACAGUUUCAGGAACGUGUUGAAGUUACGGGACCAGAAACAGCUCGACUUCGAGGACCUCUCCUCCUACCUCUCUAAUCUGACUACCGAGCGAGACCGGAUCGCGGCCGGCUUCUCGACUAAUAUGGGCAUCUCUUCCUACUUGAAGGAGAAGCUCGAGUUUAUUCGGAGUGGAGCUGAGACUGAUACGAGUCGGGAAGCCAAGAUCCAUAAGCUGGACGGCAAGAUCAAAGACCUGCAAGAGGCGGUCACUUCGGCCCACGAAACGUCAGACCAAUUCAACCAAGAAGUCAUCAAAGAAUUCAAGGUGUUCCAGGACUCGAAAGCCGUCGAACUGAAAGAAAUCUUGAACGAUUUGGCCGAUGGGAACAUUUCCAUGUACAAGAAGUCGAUCCAGGAUUGGGAAAACAUGAUCCCUUUCUUUGAACGGAUUCGAGUCGAUACUUAA